UCGAAAAAAAUGGAUCAAAGAAUCUGUAUUAAAUUUUGUGUGAAAAAUAAAAUGAAGUGCUCUAACGUACUUAAAAUGUUAACUGCGGCAUUUGGCGAGUCUACUUUGAGCAAAAAAAAUGUUUAUAAGUGGUACAAGCUCUUCACAGAACGCCGAGAAGAUGUUAAUGACGAUGCCCGCCCUGGUCGCCCCAGCACGUCAACAACCGAUGAAAACGUUGAAGAAGUGAAGAAAAUUGUUAUGGAGAAUCGUCGAAUCACUAUUAGAGAAAUUGCUGAGGAUGUCGGCAUAUCGGUUGGCUCACGCCAUGCAAUUUUUUCGGAUCUUUUAGACAUGAAACGUGUGGCAGCGAAGUUUGUUCCGAAAUUGCUAAAUUUUGACCAAAAGAACUCGCAUGAGCAUCGCUCAGGAGCUGUUGAAUGACGUCAACGACGAUUCAGAUUUGCU
Molecule: messenger RNA, 447 nt
Organism: Atta colombica
Lineage: Eukaryota; Metazoa; Arthropoda; Insecta; Hymenoptera; Formicidae
Exons: 1
Coding region: 10-423 (137 amino acids)
Source: RefSeq, a predicted model, not a curated record